This is a messenger RNA of Pelagomonas calceolata, 1117 nucleotides long. The record is from the annotation of a GenBank genome assembly. NCBI's taxonomy places the organism in Eukaryota, Pelagophyceae, Pelagomonadales, Pelagomonadaceae.
UGCAAGCCUCGUAGCUCGUGACGACGUGUGCCCCUAGCAGUUCGAAUUGAAGGCACAGCGCACCGGUGGGCGCAGUGGAGGCUCGACACACUUACAAACUGAUCCAACUCGCACAACGCUGCAGGCGGUGGACUGCGACGAACUGCGAUUGCAUCCUUGCAACCUUGGCAACCAAGCUCCAAAGAGCAGGCACUGCGAUUGCAACCCUUGGCAACCAAGCUCCAAGAGCCAACAGCAAGCUCGACAGCCGUGACGGACAAGAUGCGAGGCCUCCUCGCGCUCGUCAUCCUCCCAAUCGGCGCGCUGCGACCAUCAUCGACACCGCGUCCACCGACUACAAGGCGAAACACCGCGACGCUCGACGCCGUCGACGAGUUCCGCGCCGCCGCCGGCUUCCACCGCCCGAAGGACGUCUACUGGAAUAAUUUGGAGCUCGUCGACGCGUUGUCCACGAAGACCUUCGCGAAGAUGCCUGCUUUUGUAUCCGAAAAGACAAUAAAAGAGUGCUCGAAAGGCGCCAUGGAGGCCUUCGAGAACCAAGGCGGCCACGACGGCAUGUACCUCAAUAAACCGUGGAAGAACUCGCGGAUCUAUUACGACGCGCGGCGCGUCUGGACGCCCGAGGACGCGUCGUUCUGGGAGCCCUUGGUGAAGGAAGUGCGCCAGAACAUCGCGCAAGCCUUUGGGCUGGGCAGCGACCUCGAAAGGGCCCUCCCGCUCGAGGCGGCCUUCGUGAACUAUUACGUGGGCCUGCCGGGCCAGCCGCGCGACAUGGAGCGCCACGUCGACUGCGACCCCGACGGCGUGCCCGUGCCGCUGUCGGUCGUCGUACAGGGCAUCUACGAAAAUGGGGAGUGGGGCGACGUCCUCGGCACGCUCGACUGCCAGAAGACGUUCGAGUCCGACGUCGAGGCCGUCGAGCUCAGAGCGGGCGACGCGGCCGUGCUCGCGCGGGCCGUGCACCGGCCGCGGCCCGUGCCCGAGAAUGAAAAAAGGAUGGCCUUCGUGCUCUUCUUCUCCGAGCUCAACCCGACGAGCUGACACGUCUAAGGAGCCUAGCCUAUAGACUCCUGAUCUAUGGUUACGGUGCUAGGACCGCCCGGGGCCGCGAGCCGCG